This is a messenger RNA of Periconia digitata, 2333 nucleotides long. NCBI's taxonomy places the organism in Eukaryota, Fungi, Ascomycota, Dothideomycetes, Pleosporales, Periconiaceae. The record is from the annotation of a GenBank genome assembly.
GACAAAAUGCAGUUCACUACUUCUUGCAUCAUCGCUGCUAGCCAGUUCCUCGUCCCUGCUCUUGGAGCACCGGUCCUCCACUCUCACCAUGCUCGCCAUGUCCGUGACUUGGUGCAGCGUGAGACCGCUUACAAACAGUAUGGCGGUGAUGGUUCUUCCGCUCAAGGAUGGCCCACCAAGGAAGACUGGGCCGACUUCGAGACCAUCUGGUCUGCCAACGAAAGGAUCAUGGGCAUCUCUUGCACCUACCACGGCCAGGAGAACGACACCCCUGAGGAGAUGGAAGACAUCAAGAGCGCCAUUCAACAGGUCGCUGGGGAGACCGACAUCGACGAGAGAAUUCUUUUGGUCACUGCCAUGCAAGAGUCAAACGGUUGCCUCCGCGUCAAGACCACUGCCAACGGCUACAGCAACCCUGGUUUGAUGCAGUCUUUCCAAGGCAAGCACAACUGCUACGGCAUUAACCCUUGCCCCAAGGAAACCAUCGUUGGUAUGAUCCAGGAUGGUGCCGGUGUCAACGGCGAUGUUGGCAUCAAACAGAACAUCGCCACGGCCGGCGGCGGUGAUGAUGCCCAAACCUACUACAAGGCUGCUCGCAUCUAUAACUCUGGCCACCUUCCCGGAACCGGAAACUUGGGUCUUGCUGAGGGUGCCACCGCCUGCUAUGUGUCUGACUACGCCAACCGUCUCAUGGGAUGGGCCGGUGACAAGACUCCUUGCACUGAUGCUGCUGCUGGCCAGGCCGGAAGCGGCCCGUCAUCCCCCACUACGACCUCCAAGCCUUCGACCACUUCCAAGGCUUCAUCCACCUCGUCUUCCAAAACUUCAGCCACUUCUUCCUCCAGGCCCACUUCCAGUGGUUCGGCUUCCCACCCAUCUGGCGUCGCAGCCCCAUCUGGCAGGCCCAUCCCUACUACCAAGCCCGCUACCAACGGCGAUGACGAGGAGGAAGAGGAGGAAGACUCCACUGUUGUUUCUCCUUCCACUCCCUCCAACUCUGCCACCCCCUCCUCCGGUGCCUCAACUGGCUGCACCAAGUGGUACACCCCCAAGGCCGGUGACUACUGCUCUUCCACUGGUGUCUCCAUGGCCACCCUCACCAAGCUCAACCCCUCAAUGGGACUCGAUGCCAAGUGCUCCAACCUCAAGGCUGGCGUCAAGUACUGCGUCGCAUAAGCGAGCCACGAUACAACAAACUUUUUCCUUUUCCUGUUUCUGAUGGACAGCAUUACAGCGGUAUAACGUGAGGCAUGCGGGUGGGCUUUCACGAGGACUUGUGAACUAUUUUCACGUUUUAUAUUUUCUCUUACUUUUUUUCGCUUCUUAGAUACCUCUUCUCUUACCAUUGUGUACAACACGUUUUUAACAAAAAAUAUCAUUGCCUAGUGCUUCCAUGGACUAAACUUUUUUCCAACUUCCUCUCCCAUGAUAGACUCCGUGUGCAGACUUUGAUAUGACUUGCUGACCAACAUAGUCCGAUGACGAGAGCUGGGCAGCUGCUGGAUUUGGAAUCUCCAAUUACGGUUCGAAAUUAGCUCUGGACACUUUACACAUUGAAGCAGCCAUUUUCAGCCCCGUGAGCUGUGGCCACUUUCAACUCCGUGCAUACAGACGGUCGGAUCUACUUGGCCCCCGAUUCCUUACAACUCUCUAGCCCCGGCGUCUCUUGAUUGUUCACACUUCAGGCCCUCCCCACGCUACCAAUGAACCAUAUUUCACCUGAUCCCCAACGGUCCAAGCUCGUUCCCGAAACGCACCAGGCUCAAUUUUGGUCCGAAAGGAGUAGAAUGUCACUCACCGGAAGGCUUUUUUUCUUUGACUCCAUUUCCACAAAUUGCCAGCAUGCCUAAAACGCGUAUAAACCAGGUCUUUUCACAUCAGCAAUGUGCAUGUGUGGAGAUAAGGUGGCCUCAUGCGAGAGAUGGAAAUCCAACGCCUGGGUACGCCCAGCGCCGUACUUGGACGGAAGGAUUCGUACGGACUUCGCGAUAUACAUGGGACAAGUGCCCCCCCGCAUUCUUCGCAUAACGUGUAGGUAACUAGGACAGGGGUGUUCAUCCCGCGUAGAUACACCUUCCAGCUGCGCAGCACUAUUCUUUUCCCUACAAAGAAGGUGGAAUGGGCAGGACUGAGAGGUGGUUUACCCCCUGUUUGCUAUGUAGUUUUGUUUUGUUCCUUCGCUUUCGCAAAGCUACCGAUUAGUGAGUGAUUGGGUGAAGGCGUUGUUUCGAACGCAAACAGAAGAUGUCAGCUUUACAGCAUUUCAUUGCGACGCCUUCUUUCGCCUGUCGUUUAUUGAUUCUUCUUCCGGCAUCACCAACAUCACACGUUAU